AUGAAGUUUAUCGCUACCACCAUUCUCAUCGCCGCUACUACUGCCGUCGCUCAAUAUGACCCUUGCCGCUCGCCUCUUUUCGCAGUUCCUCUCUGCUGCAAGACCGAUCUUCUUGGACUCCUCGGUUUGAACUGUGAAGCACCAAAAAUUGCUCCUCUUAGCGUCGGUGGCUUUCAGGCCACUUGCGCUGCAGCCAAUGCUCGGGAUGCUAAGUGCUGCCUUGCUCAUCUGCUCGACCAGGCAGUUGUCUGUAUCCCCCCCAGUCCCUAA
Molecule: messenger RNA, 270 nt
Organism: Clonostachys rhizophaga
Lineage: Eukaryota; Fungi; Ascomycota; Sordariomycetes; Hypocreales; Bionectriaceae
Source: the annotation of a GenBank genome assembly